AUGCCGGUCACCUCCGCCGGGGUGGGGCUGGGGGAGGAGGAGCAGGACCUUCUCUUGGCAGCUGCCUACGUUUCUGAUGCCCAGUACAACAGAAAUGUUCCAUUCAAAACAUCCCCUCGGACUAUCAGACUUUACUAUUUUUACAACCACUGGACGAUGCAAGGAGCCACGUACUUCUUCAUUUGCGUGGACCUUUCUCUCGCCCUCUUUGAGGAACCCGCAUUGUUCCCACUGCCUUUCCUGGUGACCUCGAUAGCAGAACUACUCUGUCUGACCGCAUUCUUCGGGAGACUUGUACAUUUUGCGAAAGUCACUCCUCAGAUGGUUUUCUGGAAGGAUACAAAGAACAUCUGCAUCAUGGUAACCAUCGUGCUCACCUUGAUUGAUCUGAUUAUUUACGGGUCCCUGAAAGCUGCGAACAUCCACAGCGUGCGGUGGUCAAGGGCCUUAAGGCCAGUCUUCCUAAUUAACUUCCCUGAAAGUCGUCAGAUCCGAAGGACUUUCCGCAGCAUCCGGAACACUCUGCCCGAUAUCCUCUACGUCUUCCUCCUGUUCAUGUUCAGUGUGCUCAUCUUCUCCCUUAUGGGCUUGAAGCUCUUUGGGGACAGAGGACUUAAAACAGUGGAAGGAUCACCCUACUUCACGAACAUCCUGGAAAUAAUGUUCGAGCUCUACGUGCUGGUCACCACUGCAAACAGCCCCGAUGUCAUGAUGCCUGCCUAUGAAUUCAAUUGGUGGUAUUCUCUGUAUUUUAUAACCUACACCAUCAUCAACACCUACAUCUUCAUGUCCGUCUUUCUGGCCGUGGUCUACAACAAUUACAGGAAGCACUUGAAGAAUGAGAUUCGCAAACUGGCACACCUGAAACGUUACAAAAUGAUAGAGGCUUUCAACAUCCUGAAAGUCAAGGUGGGCACAGAAUUUGUGGUUAAGGAGGCCCAGUGGAAGCGGCUGGCCAAGGUCGUGGUGCCAGACAUCAGCACAUCCCACCUUGAGCUGCUUUUGAGAAUCUCCGACGAGGGACAGAAGGGGCACGUGGACAAAACAAACUUUCUACGCUUGGCUGACCUCCUCAACAUCCAGGUGGUCACCAUCAACAUCAAGAGACACCCGCUGGAAGCCUGGAUGCCUCGGGUAUACCAGUCCUCCGCAAGUCUCUUGGUCCAGAAGAUGGUUCGACACAGGAUUUUUGUGUGGGUUUAUGAUGUCAUCAUUCUAAUAAAUGCCAUAUUCAUUGCUCUGGAUGAGAAAAUCCACUUCAUUUCUGAUGCAGAAUGGCUUUUCCUUUCUCUCUACAUCAUUGAGAUUCUCCUGAAACUGUACACGUAUGAGCCCAGAGCCUAUUUUGGAAGGAAACAGUUCUGGAACUGGUUUGACAUGCUGAUCAUCGUCGCAGUCCUUCUGGCCACUGUGGCCAACACCACCAUGCAGUCAGCAAGAAAAUACAACAGUCAGCAGAUCCUGGAUAUUGUCUUGAUAUUGAGAAUACUCCGGCUUUUAAGGGUCAUUGUCAGCAUUCAGAGAUUCCGGGUGAUCGUGACCACUUUGAUUAACAUUGGCCCCACAAUGCUCACAUUUGGCGGACUUGUCUUCGUGGUCUACUACGUGUUUGCCAUCAUUGGGAUGGAAGCGUUCCAUGGCAAAGUCCGGUUCUUUGACCUGAAUUUCACCGCUCCUGAUGCCCUGCUGUGUGGGAACCCGGCCCUCAAAGACUCGGCGUUUGCCCGGGACAGGUACUGCAGAAACAACUUCAAUGACCUCGCCUCCUCAUUCGUCGUGCUCAUGGAGCUCACGGUGGUCAACCAGUGGCACAUCCUGGCCGGUGGCUUCUCCCUCGUGACUCACCAGGCGGCAAAGCUGUACUUCAUCGGCUUCCACAUCGUGGUCGUCAUCCUCGUGGUGAAUAUCUUCAUAGCAUUCAUCUUGGAGGCAUUUUUUGUGGCAUAUUCAUUAGAAAAAAGUGAAGUAGAAACUGCUAUUGAGAAGAAGAUUCAAGAGCUCGGCGUAGGAGUCCAAGAGGAAGAUGUGCAGGACGGAAAGCUCCCUGAUAACGUGGAUGCUCAGGACAGCGCCUUUCGUGGGGAUGAUGAAGACAACAAAAGGAAGGCCUUGAAAGGAUUACACUUCAGAAUUGCAUCCAGAAAGUACAGAACCGUGGACACCUUGCUGCAGCAGAUGUUUGAGUCCGAAAUUGCUCCAGAGGAUGAAGGCCCCUCCCUGGAUGAGAUUCUGAGUUUCUCCUCCAGUGACAUGUAUCCCAAGAAUCCCAAUUUUGAGAACAGUGCAUGACAUUGUGCUUGUAAGGGUCCACAAUUGGAAACCAAAAUAAGCUAAGCUGUCAUCCCUUUUGCAUAUGCUAUCGAGAGAUGAUUUUUCCUGCCCAGGUUUUUUCUGUGUUCUGAUCAGCCAGUGAAUGGGCCUCACCUGUCCUGACUCACCUGUCCUGACCCGGCUGGAGUCAUUCUCAGGUCUCAUCAUGGAAGUGGGGAGAGAAAUUCAUGAAGAGAUUGUGAGCAGCACGCAUUGUACACAUACAUGUACAUGUGUAAAGUCUUUUCAGUGGGUAUAUGAAAACUUUUCAUUUGCUCUUAUAUGGUAUUUUGCUAUUCUGAAAACAAAUACUAUGCUACAGUGUUAGGUGCAACAAUUUUGAAUAUUUAAAUACGGUAAUGGAAUACGUUCUAGUACAGUAACUUUCAGAUGCAGGGUUUAUUCAAAAUGAAGAAAAUGUGAUUGUGAAAAUAAAAUUCUGUCUGUUAC
This is a messenger RNA of Rhinolophus ferrumequinum (greater horseshoe bat), 2760 nucleotides long. Its product is annotated as two pore calcium channel protein 1. Gene Ontology annotation, biological process: monoatomic ion transport; transmembrane transport. Gene Ontology annotation, molecular function: monoatomic ion channel activity. The transcript is spliced from 19 exons. NCBI's taxonomy places the organism in Eukaryota, Metazoa, Chordata, Mammalia, Chiroptera, Rhinolophidae. The record is from RefSeq and is a predicted model, not a curated record. The coding region runs from base 1 to 2289 and encodes 762 amino acids. Gene Ontology annotation, cellular component: membrane.